Molecule: messenger RNA, 1502 nt
Organism: Vanessa tameamea
Lineage: Eukaryota; Metazoa; Arthropoda; Insecta; Lepidoptera; Nymphalidae
Product: hemicentin-1-like
Exons: 9
Coding region: 266-1240 (324 amino acids)
Biological process (GO): synapse organization
Cellular component (GO): neuron projection membrane
Source: RefSeq, a predicted model, not a curated record
CUGGGCAGACGGCCGUGGUAUGAAGGCGAUUUUGUCCUUCAAACUUUCGUUUAUAAAAUACGUUGCGCGAAAUAUUGUGUGGGCGCGAUUAGUAUAUCCGUAGUGGAAUUUAAUUAAAAUAAUUGCUUCGGACAGUACUUACGAGUGUUCGCGUGUUUGGAACGUGCUAAUUGUAAAAAGACUAAUUAGUGAUUAUGGGUAUUUUAGUUUUCGCCAAUGCAACGAAUGUGAAAAAUAGCCUGCUGAGCGGGUAGGAUGCAGCGGCAUGCACCUCAUCGUGCUGCUAAUGGCGCUGCUCUCGAGGGCGGUCGCCCCCCACUUACACGUAACGACGCCGGCCUCUGACUCAACAUAUCUGGGGACGAGUACAAUGCCACCGACGGUAUUCAGUGUGCCAAUUUCGCCUCGUCGAGUGUCGGUCAGACGAGGCAAGGCGGAUUCCCCGAUGUUGAAUUACAUAUUUGACUCAUACGCCACUAGCAAUAAGCACUUUCAUGACAAGUUUAAAGCGCCAUCGUUUGAAGGCGACUUGAAUUCAGACGCUUCUAUAGAUGCGGACACAGGUGCAACUGUUUUAUUUGAUUGCAAAGUAUCCUCAUUGAGAGAUAAAACGGUAUCCUGGCUCAGAGUGUCUGAUGGUGAUAAUCUGGAAUUGCUUACAGUAGACUUGGAAACUCACACAGCUGACUCGAGGUACAAAGUAGACGUGGCAGGUGAAGCUUGGAAGCUUACGCUGUCAGAUGCCAAAGUGCAGGACUCCGGUAUGUACGGGUGCCACGUGUCCACCCACCCUCCAAUGCUGAAACGAUUUCAGCUAGAAGUUCAUCCGCCAGAAAUGAAAAUGAACAAAGAGGCUUUUCUUGAAAGCGGAGAAACUCUAUCGCUUAAAUGCGCGGUAUUGCAUUUAAGUCCCGGUGAUAUAACGCCGGAAUUGCACUGGUAUAGAGGCAACAAUACUACGCCUCUUGAUGAGAUUCGGGGAGGAGUGCUCGUUGAAACAGACCUCUUAACCCUUACAAGCCACCUUCAAGUGGCACAUCUUAAAGUAGAAGAUGCGGGUAACUACACCUGCGCUCUGGAAGCACCUUUAUCGAUAAGGACAGUCGCGAGGGUUCAUGUUUUACAAGGGUCAAGUCUUGCGGAGCUGCAGAGCGGAGUUAAAACCACGACAAGCUACAUGAGUCUCCUCUUCACAUCUCUCCUUUUCAUCCUCGGAACUUGGCACGGUGACGUAAGGUGACCUCCUUAGAUCGGACACACAAUUAAGAAAGGCUGGAUAACGCAAGAAUUUCUUUGGGAACAAAUUAAUAUUAAUAAAGCGUCGACGAAAUUUAUUCUGACGAUCAUAUUUCAACUUGAUGAACGAAAUAUUAGAAUUAUAAACAAUAGCGAAUGACGCCAAAUUUAUCAAAUGGAGGUCAUUUGAAGUUUUAAUGAAUAUUUUCAUGGGCGCCACUUGAUGGUUCAAGUUUGGACGCUCUUAGAAUAUUAAAUUGAGAACA